This is a messenger RNA of Thunnus maccoyii (southern bluefin tuna), 2710 nucleotides long. RefSeq names its product protein kinase, cAMP-dependent, regulatory, type II, alpha A (gene prkar2aa). The record is from RefSeq and is a predicted model, not a curated record. Gene Ontology annotation, biological process: regulation of protein phosphorylation. Gene Ontology annotation, molecular function: cAMP-dependent protein kinase regulator activity. Bases 717 to 1892 code for a protein of 391 amino acids. The transcript has 11 exons. NCBI's taxonomy places the organism in Eukaryota, Metazoa, Chordata, Actinopteri, Scombriformes, Scombridae. Gene Ontology annotation, cellular component: cAMP-dependent protein kinase complex.
GUUCAUUCGUGCAUGUAGAGCUGAGGAGCGAGCGCCUCGCCGGGAGGGACGAGACGUGCUUUCAGUGCAUAUUUGCAAGCAUCCUCCGUUAUAAUUAGCCGUCGUAGUGCUGGAAUAACGUUAAAAAGACGUUUUCGUUGGUACUUCUGGUUAGACUUCACGGCUUUAUUUUGGCGGUGUGGCGCAGCGCUGUAAACGCCGAGCUUAGGAUUUGUCACCUGGCUGCAGCAGCUGACUUACUUGUGUCUUGAGGAGAGAGUGGAGCCGCUCGGCUGUUGGCAAAAGAAAACCGGCAGUUGCUAACAAGUAGUUAGCAAGUCAGCCCGUUAGCUUGCUACUUAGCCAGCUCUCCCUGCUGUCACAGCAAGUCCCACCCUCAGCAAAGUACGUGGACGUCGUAAAGAGGCUGCAGUGGUGAAGUCGAGUGCUUUUCUACCCUCAACUUAGCCAGCAUCGCUGUACAGCUGGCUGGCGAGCUAAAACAGCCUACUAAACGUUAGCUAGGUGACGCUAACGUACAAAUUGUUGGCUUUACGUUGGACAAGUGUCUUCUGUGGAGGGAUACGGUCGCUACACUGGCAAAGAGACUGGCUAAAAAGAAGAGGCGAAAUAAGAGAGAACAAGGAAGACGCCGAGAAGGAGGGGACUGGCUAGUUUAGCCGGGGAGACAGAAUCGCACAUAGAUAGCAAACGCCGCCACCGAGCCACACACAGCCAUGAGUAUUGAGAUACCGGUGGGGUUGACAGAACUGCUGCAGGGCUACACUGUGGAGGUGCUGCGACAAAGGCCGUCAGACCUGGUGGAUUUUGCAGUACAGUACUUCACCCGUUUGCGGGAUACCAGAAGUCAAGAUGGGGCCAGUGCCGUUGGCAAGACGGGGAAAGGAGUGAUGUUUGACGGGGAGCCGAUGCAAACAGAGUCCAACGGAGAGGAUGAUGAAGAUGAUGAUUCUGACUUUGAGCCUCCACCGCCGAGCAGAUUCAACAGGAGAGUGUCAGUGUGUGCGGAGGCGUUCAACCCAGACGACGACGACGAUGACACGGAGCCCAGAGUGGUUCACCCAAAAACAGAUGAGCAGCGCUGCAGACUGCAGGAGGCCUGCCGAGACAUCCUAAUCUUCAAAACACUAGAACCUGAGCAGUUCUCAGAGGUGCUGGAUGCCAUGUUUGAGUUACGGGUUCAGCCCCAGGAGCACGUCAUCGACCAGGGAGACGAUGGAGACAACUUCUACGUCAUAGAGAGGGGUGUGUUUGACAUAGUGGUAUCGGGAACAUGCGUGGGUCAGUAUAACAAUAAGGGCAGCUUCGGGGAGCUGGCACUCAUGUACAACACGCCACGCGCUGCCACCAUCGUCGCCACCCAAGAGGGGGCGCUAUGGGGAUUGGAUCGUGCCACAUUUCGUAGACUCAUUGUGAAGGCCAAUGCCAAGAAGAGGAGGAUGUACGAGUGUUUCAUUGAGUCUGUGCCCUUACUCAAAUCACUUGAGGCAACAGAGAGGAUGAAGAUAGUGGAUGUAUUAGGAGCCAAGCAGUUCUCAGAUGGUGAGCGCAUCAUCAUACAGGGAGACAAGGCUGACUGCUUCUACAUCAUAGAAUCUGGGGAGGUCAAGAUCAUGAUGAAGAGUAAAACGAAGGCGGACCAUGCAGACAAUGCGGAGGUGGAGUUAACGCGCUGUAGCAGGGGUCAGUACUUUGGGGAGCUGGCCUUGGUCACUAACAAGCCCCGGGCCGCCUCAGCCUACGCAGUUGGAGAUGUCAAGUGUUUGGUAAUAGAUGUGCAGGCGUUUGAGCGCCUCCUGGGCUCCUGUAAGGAGAUCAUGAAGAGGAACAUCGCCCACUAUGAAGAGCAGCUGGUGGCCCUGUUCGGCUCCAGCAUGGACCUGAGAGACUGAGCCUCCCACACCACCCUCCGUGCCUUCUAUUACACACACACACACACACAGAUGCGCGCACACACACACACACAGACAAACCGACAUAUGUCCUCUCUCACAUCACGCAGUGGUUAUACAGACUCAUAAGCUUUACACAGACCGUGCAAACAGAUGGGAAAUUGUACUCGGCUCACCUGCAGGUACAUAAGCCCUUAAACAGUAUAUCACUUACUCACACACAUACAUGAACACACACACAUACACCUAUGUAGGCACUGAGAGACGCCCACUUGACUUAGUCUGCUCACCCUUGUGCACAUACUAGCUCAACACACUCCUUGAUAAGCUCACUUAGUUGAUGCACACACAGAGUUAGCUAAAGGCCACACACCUUGUUGCUUGAGCCAACGUCAACCUCUCAGUAUGAAUGUCUUUGCUGCAACGACCUUAAUACAGGAAAAGCAGCGUAAGGACAUAAAACACACACAAUACACACACACACUCCAUACACAUGUUUUAAAAAAAACAAACAAACAAAAACACAUCAUCAUGCUUCAUAUGUGCAGGCUUUGCGUUCACAUGAGCACUUAAACAACUCAAAGUUGUUCCAACAAGCCUCAGCCAAGGACACAUCAACACACACACACACACACACACAAACACACAAACACGCACACACUCACACACACACACAGGGGUACAAAUACAGAUACUCAAGAACACAUAGACAACCACAUUUGCAAAAACGGACACAUUGUGGUAAAAUGGAGACGACAAACUUUAAAAAAUCUCUGAAAAGGAAAAUGAAUCAAAAAGGCAAAAAAAAAGAGAGAAAA